CCCUUUCUCUCUCUAUAUAUACCUCUUGUUCCCUGAUUCGGUAUGAACUUCAAUCGUAUGGACAGUGUGCAUCGUAUGAAAGUGGAUGCACAACUCUUUGGGUCGAACGUCAGGGAGUCCAAGAGCUUCACCAAUAUUAAUAGGAAUGGCAUCAAAGCCGAAUUUGAGCCAGAAGAAACGAUUUGCGAUAUGAUCGACUCAGCGGACACUGAUAAGCCGGAGACCGAUAAUGAGCUAAGUAAUGAAAUUUCGGCACCAUAUGAAGUACCCCAGUUCCCGAUUGAGCAGAUUGAGAAGAAAUUACAAAUACAGCGCCUGCUAAAUGAGAAGCAAUCGACAUGUCAACGCUCGGCUGCGCCCAUUACAGCAUCGCCGCGACGCAGCAGCUCAGACUCGGAGGGUCUGACAGAGCCGGCGGUACCGAAACGUACAACAGAUGCUGACAUUAAUUUUCAGCGUGUCUCUGUCUCCGGCGAGGAUACGAGCGGCGUGCCACUAGAGGAUCUAGAGCGUGCGUCGACGCUACUUAUCGAGGCACUCAAGCUACGUGCCAAAUAUAUGCAAGUGUCGGAUCAAUCGUUCCCAACCACCACAGCACGUUUCCUUAAGACGGUGAGUCUGAAGGAUCGCUAUGAGAAUGUGCCAGUCAAGUCGGUUUCAGACAUAAUUCGCAAACAGAGUAUGGCGAACUAUACAGAGCAUCACACACUGAUGUCGCCCCUAAAAUCGAGACAUGCCUGGGACGUCGAGUUCGUGCCAGAUGAAUCGUAUUUCAUAAAGCCAGUGAAUGGAGUCUUUCACAUCUACAACGAUAAGGAAUGCACGAGUGAACUGGACUUUUCGUAUCCAGAUAUGAAUCAGUUUGUGAAUGACAUGCAGGUCAUGUGCAAUAUGAUAGCCGAUGGACCACUGAAAUCAUUUUGUUAUCGUCGCCUUUGCUAUUUGUCGUCCAAGUACCAAAUGCACGUUUUGUUGAAUGAGCUACGCGAAUUGGCCGCCCAGAAGGCAGUGCCGCAUCGCGACUUUUACAACACUAGGAAAGUGGACACGCAUAUACAUGCCGCGUCCUGCAUGAAUCAGAAGCAUUUGCUGCGCUUCAUCAAGAAGACGCUGAAGAACAAUGCCAACGAGGUGGUCACCCAUACGAACGGCCAGCCGAUGACACUGGCCCAGGUCUUUCAAUCGAUGAAUCUGACCACAUAUGAUCUAACCGUUGAUAUGCUGGAUGUUCAUGCUGAUCGCAAUACGUUCCAUCGCUUUGAUAAAUUCAAUUCCAAAUAUAAUCCCAUUGGCGAGUCGCGCCUCAGGGAGGUCUUCCUCAAGACGGAUAAUUAUUUGAAUGGCAAAUACUUUGCACAAAUCAUAAAGGAAGUGGCUUUCGAUUUGGAAGAAUCGAAAUAUCAGAAUGCCGAGCUGCGUCUCUCCAUUUAUGGUAAAUCGCCCGAUGAGUGGAAUAAACUUGCCAAGUGGGCCAUCGAUAAUGAUGUCUAUAGCUCGAACAUACGUUGGUUGAUACAGAUACCGCGCCUGUUCGAUAUCUUCAAGUCGAACAAGAUGAUGUCGUCAUUCCAGGAGAUAAUAAAUAACAUAUUUCUGCCGCUAUUCGAGGCGACCAACAAGCCAAGUGAAAAUGCAAAUUUACAUCGUUUCUUAAAUUACGUGAUUGGCUUCGAUUCCGUGGAUGAUGAGUCCAAGCCAGAGAAUCCGCUAUUCGAUAGCGACGUGCCCCGUCCGGAGGAAUGGACGUACGAGGAUAAUCCACCAUAUGCUUACUACAUAUAUUACAUGUUCGCCAAUAUGACAGUGCUAAACAAAUUUAGAAAGCAGCGCGGUCUGAACACAUUUGUGCUGCGUCCUCAUUGCGGCGAGGCUGGUCCUGUGCAGCAUCUCGUCUGUGGAUAUCUGAUGGCUGAGAACAUUUCGCACGGCCUGCUGCUGCGCAAGGUGCCGGUGCUGCAGUACCUCUACUACUUGACCCAAAUCGGCAUUGCUAUGUCGCCGCUGUCAAACAAUUCGCUGUUUCUCAACUACCAUCGCAAUCCACUGCCAGAAUAUUUGGCUCGUGGACUGAUUAUCUCACUGUCCACCGAUGAUCCGUUGCAGUUUCACUUCACCAAGGAACCCCUCAUGGAGGAAUACAGCAUUGCAGCGCAGGUGUGGAAGCUCAGCUCCUGCGACAUGUGCGAGCUGGCACGCAAUAGCGUUAUUAUGAGCGGCUUUCCACAUAACAUCAAGCAACAGUGGCUGGGACCCAACUACUAUGAGGAUGGCAUCAAUGGCAACGACAUAACACGCACCAAUGUUCCAGAAAUUCGCGUCGCCUAUCGCUACGAGACUUUGCUGGAUGAACUCUCCAACAUAUUUAAAGUGAAUCAAACCUGUCAUCAGAAGGAUGAGAAAUGAUAGAUGCGAUAUAAAAUGCAACCCAUAUAUACUUGCUAUUAUUAUUAUAUACAUUAACAUUAGUUAUGUAUGUAUGCAUAAUAAUUGUGUACUUUGAUGUGAACCGUUUCCUCUACUAAUCCAUUAUAUUAAUCCAACAGACCAAAAUUCUACAAACUUAUAUACAGGGCAUUAGCUGGCAUUAGCAACGGUAACUGCGAUUUCCAGCGAGUGCAUUGAGUAAUCUUAGCAAAUAUGUUAAACGUAUAAUUGUAUCCGUUGUAGGUAGAUUCUUAUUUUUUUCCUGAGCUGGUGCUGGUGUUGCCGCUGCAUUGCAAUUAAACUAGACAUUAUAUAAACAAAAAACAAAAACAACAAAAAAAAUCUCCAAAGUGUAAACUCUAAAUAAAACUGCAGAAUUUUAAA
Drosophila navojoa is the source of this 2808-nucleotide messenger RNA. It is a transcript of the gene AMPdeam, whose product is annotated as AMP deaminase. NCBI's taxonomy places the organism in Eukaryota, Metazoa, Arthropoda, Insecta, Diptera, Drosophilidae. Gene Ontology annotation, cellular component: cytosol. Gene Ontology annotation, biological process: AMP metabolic process; IMP salvage. The record is from RefSeq and is a predicted model, not a curated record. Gene Ontology annotation, molecular function: AMP deaminase activity.